Messenger RNA from Rattus rattus (black rat), 2909 nucleotides. RefSeq names its product REC8 meiotic recombination protein (gene Rec8). Gene Ontology annotation, molecular function: protein binding; chromatin binding. Gene Ontology annotation, biological process: synaptonemal complex assembly; mitotic sister chromatid cohesion; replication-born double-strand break repair via sister chromatid exchange. The record is from RefSeq and is a predicted model, not a curated record. Lineage: Eukaryota; Metazoa; Chordata; Mammalia; Rodentia; Muridae. The coding region runs from base 1022 to 2884 and encodes 620 amino acids. The transcript is spliced from 19 exons. Gene Ontology annotation, cellular component: cohesin complex; synaptonemal complex.
AGCUACAUUUCCACAUUUUCAGCCCGGUUUUUACUUUUUAUUUAUUUAUUUUAUAUAGGAUUUCACUAACUCUCCCUAACUGGGCUGUAGGCCAGGCUAAUCUCAAACUCCAAGAGAUCCUCCUGUUGUUGAGAUUAAAGGUGUGCACACCACUCCUAGCCUCUGUUUUUGCUUUUUGCUUAGAGCUAGUGUCUAAGUUGCUUAGGCUGGCUUUGAACUUGUCUCCCUUGCAAGUUCCUUGGUUGUUUUCUUUCUUGUUGAAUAAAAGGCCACCUCACACUGUUUCUUGCACUUAGCACAGCAUAGACCCUUCCUGGGCACAGAAUCUGGUUGGUGAAAUUUAGGAGUAAGGUCAGGUCCUAAGUUCAGGCAAGGUACCUUCCCUUGUAUCUCUGUAUCUAAGCAGCACCAAGGCAUCUGCCCUUUACGUGACCCUGGCUCCUAAAAGAUACUAUUUUUAGCUGUCACCAGGGUGAGACUGGGUUUCCUCCCCGUUUAUUGGUCAUCUUACACCUUGGAGAAGUCCUGUUACCACCUGAGAGAAUGAGACCCCAUUGGCCAGGACAGCUCACAAUGCCAUGGUAGCGUUCAGAGUUCUUGUGAUUGGCUCGCGACUAUUCUCCAAGAGCCUAUAGCCUGGAACUGAGUUUUGCUGCCUAGCACCAGGAGUCAAAGCUCCCUCCAAUGCGGCUUCCCAUUGGCUGUGGUGGCGCAAAGCCUUGGAGAGUGUGCACCUAGUCCCGCUGGAGGGCGACCGGACCUAAAGCAAGUUCCAGAAGCUCGACGACGACGACAACGACGACGUCGACAGCGACAACGGUGGGUGGUGGCGGCGGGCGACCUCGAGCUUGAGGAACAAAGGUUUUUUGACAAAGUAAGAACUCAGUCUUGCCUGAAGAUCUGUUCUGUGUCUCUGCCUGGGUUUCUCUUGGAGCUUCGCAUUUCUACCUGGACGCAAUCCUGAAGAAUUUGGAUUGAGAUCCAAACGGGAUUGGUGCCGAGCGAGAACCCCAGAGCGAAGAUGUUCUACUAUCCCAACGUGCUUCAGCGCCACACAGGCUGCUUCGCCACUAUCUGGCUGGCCGCUACCCGGGGCAGCCGUUUGGUGAAGCGGGAAUACCUAAAAGUGAACGUGGUAAAGACCUGCGAGGAAAUCCUCAAUUAUGUGCUCGUAAGAGUGCAACCUCCGAUGCCCGGGCUGCCCCGCCCCCGCUUCUCCCUCUAUCUCUCCGCCCAGCUUCAGAUUGGUGUGAUAAGGGUCUACUUUCAACAGUGCCAGUACCUUGUGGAAGACAUCCAGCAUAUCCUAGAGCACCUACACCGCGCCCAGCUGCGGAUUCGCAUUGAUAUGGAGGAGGCUGACUUACCUAGCUUGCUUCUUCCCAACUGCCUGGCCAUGAUGGAGACGCUGGAGGAUGCCCCAGAGCCCUUUUUUGGGACGAUGUCUGUGGACCCUACACUUCCCAGUCCUUUUGAUAUUCCUCAGAUUCGACACCUUUUAGAGGCUGCAACCCCGGAGAAAAUUCGUGAGGAGACCCUUCCUGAAGCCACGCCGGAGCCCAGGAAGCCUGACAGGACCUUGGCCAUGGUACAGUCCCCUGAGGUCAUCACCUUGCAGGAGGCAGAGCCCAUCCGCAUGCUGCGGAUUGAGGGAGAGCAGGAUCUCCCAGAGAUCAGCAGAGGAGACUUAGACCUGCUGAUCGCAGAGGAAGAUGACGCCAUAUUGCUGGAAGAACGUCAGAGAGGCAGACUUCUCCGGCAGCGGAGGGCUUCCCCACCACUGGAUGGUCAGAUCCCUGCACAGCCAACCUGGGAAUGGAAGUGUCCUGUCCUUCUGUCUCCUAAUUGUCUGUCUCCUCUCUCUGUAGAAUCCAAGGAAGAGCCCCGGGCCCUGGAAGGAGAUGUUUUGGUCUCCUCACUCUCACCUCCAGCUCCUGCACAGGUUGAAGGGAUAAGAGAACCACUUCCAGACCAGGCCUUUCCCCCUGAGGUACAGAAGAUGCCAGGCUGGGAGCCUGGGCCCCUACUCACUGAGGUGACCCCACCUCAGGAGCUGCGUCUGCCUGCCCCACCGAGUAUAGAGAAGAGGCCCCCGUCUCCUCAGAGGCCACCUCGCCGGCGCCGCCGCGGGCGCCAGUUAUUGUUCUGGGACAAGGAGACCCAGAUCUCCCGGGAGAAGUUUGAGGAACAGCUGCAGACUGGGGCUCACUGCUGCGAGUAUCCAGUGGUCCAGCCUCCCAAGAGGAAGCUCAUGAGCCCAGCGGAGCUCUUCAGAACCCCAACUCUCUCUGGCUGGUUAUCUCCAGAACUACUAGCUUUAUGGACCCACUGUGCCCAGGUUCCCCCAAGAAUGCUCAGACAAAGGCCACAGCUGGAGACUGAAGAGACAGUUGAGGAAGAGAGAGUGGCAGACAAGGAAGAAAGGAGAAAGACUGAAGCUCUGAGUGAGAUUGAGGUUCUGAGAGAGGCCCAGGAGCCCAGUGGUCCCCUCAUGUUGUCUUCAGAGCUCUCCCUAGAAGUAGCAGAAGAGGAAAAAUCUCGAACUAGCUUCAUCCCUCCAGAAGAACGGUGGGCCUGGAUUGAGGAGAGGCAGCCAGAGCCCCCUGCACUGCCCAUGCUGCCUGAACUUCCUGAAGUGCCCAUGGAGAUGCCCCCAGGGCCUGAACUACUCUCUUCAGAGGCUGUGCUCAGGGCAGUGGCACUGGAGCUGCAGGCUAACAGGGAGCCUGACUUCAGCAGCCUGGUGCCCCCUCUCAGCUCCCGAAAGUUGGCUUCUCGGGUCUUCUAUCUGCUCUUGGUGCUGUCCGCACAGAAGAUCCUUCUUGUGGACCAACAGAAGCCAUAUGGGCGCCUCCUGAUUCGUCCAGGACCCAAAUUCCCCUGAGCAAGUGUUCAUUAAACCAUAUCCU